AUGAGUCCCUACAACAGGUCAAAAGUUGCUAAAGACCCCAGAGAUGUUGAGUAUGUCUUGGCAAUUUCCCGUCUGAGUUCUUUUGUCGGACCAAUCAAUUGGUCAGACCCUUAUUUCCAAGACAACGGCUAUUUCAGACCAAGGACAAACAGCGAUAUCAAGUACGAGUCCUUGAACCCAUUUGGGGUUAUAAGGGAAGUUUUGUUUGACAAGGUAGAUGUAACUGGUGAUGUAGAAGAGAAAGUGACCCGAUAUGGAAUGUGUUACACGUGGAAUGCUGAUGGAUCAGUCACUACUACCUCUACUGGAAACUCCAUGAACUUCGUUGCUUUUCUGAACGUGAACAACGACCAGAACUACCAAAGCAUAGACUGCAGCAAAGGAUUAAAAGCAGCUGUACAUGAUCCCGGUGAACAUCCAGCCAUAGAGGAAAAUGGAUUCCUCGUCCCACCAGGCACACUGGCACUGGCAACACUCUCCAUAACAACUCAUUCUUAUCUUGGUAAACCGUUCAUAGCCUUUGGUGAUGAGUACUGCGUGGAUACUGCGUCUUAUGGUUUCGUUAACUCUGUACAUCCAAGUCCAUACAGUAUGAACGCCUGUAACCAAAAGUGUAAAGCUGAUCAUACAUAUCAGCGCUGUGGAUGUGUACCACUAGGUUCCAUAGACACAACGUUUUCAAGUAUUCCUAAACCUUGUUAUUCUCCACAACCUUGUCAGCAGACAACUUAUGACGUCAGAGUCUCUUAUGCUCUAUUCCCGUCAGAAGAAACUGGAUCUUUUAUGGAGAGUCGAUUGGGUGUUUCCACAGAAUAUAUCAGGGAAAACUUUAAAGAAGUACAUAUCUAUUUUGAUAAAAUGAAAGUGCAUGACGUAAAGCAAGUGCCCGUGUAUGCAUCUGAAAAAGACACAUUGUCAAACAUUGGCGGUCAGAUGGGACUUCUUUUGGGAGCAAGUCUAUUGUCUCUGUUGGAGAUUUUUGAAUUUUUGGUAAACUGUGUGAUAUAUCUGAUUAAGAAAUGUUGGAAGAGAAUUGCUUGUACGACCAAUGUCUGGAAGGUAAAAGAUGCUGGCAUUGCAUUUGAGAACUAA
Messenger RNA from Magallana angulata, 1092 nucleotides. Its product is annotated as acid-sensing ion channel 4-like. Gene Ontology annotation, biological process: sodium ion transport. Gene Ontology annotation, molecular function: sodium channel activity. The record is from RefSeq and is a predicted model, not a curated record. The coding region runs from base 1 to 1092 and encodes 363 amino acids. Lineage: Eukaryota; Metazoa; Mollusca; Bivalvia; Ostreida; Ostreidae. Gene Ontology annotation, cellular component: membrane. The transcript has 6 exons.